This is a messenger RNA of Enhydra lutris kenyoni (northern sea otter), 5752 nucleotides long. RefSeq names its product diaphanous related formin 2. The coding region runs from base 111 to 3443 and encodes 1110 amino acids. Gene Ontology annotation, cellular component: actin filament; cytoplasm. Gene Ontology annotation, biological process: actin cytoskeleton organization; actin filament polymerization. The record is from RefSeq and is a predicted model, not a curated record. The transcript has 28 exons. NCBI's taxonomy places the organism in Eukaryota, Metazoa, Chordata, Mammalia, Carnivora, Mustelidae. Gene Ontology annotation, molecular function: small GTPase binding; actin binding; microtubule binding.
ACAGGAAGAGGUGAUACCGAAUCAGCUGGGGCAGCGGGACCACCCCGUGGGGCUUCCCCAAGUUGAGGAGAGGUCGGGUUACAGGUCACAGGUGAUAGGGCCGGAGAAAGAUGGAGCAGCCCGGGGCGGCGGCAUCGGGAGCGGGAGGCGGCAGCGAGGAACCCGGUGGGGGCCGGAGCAACAAGCGGAGCGCGGGGAACCGGGCCGCCAACGAAGAGGAAACGAAAAACAAACCUAAAUUGAACAUUCAAAUAAAAACUUUGGCAGAUGAUGUGCGUGACCGAAUUACAAGUUUUAGAAAAUCUACUGUCAAAAAAGAAAAACCUCUUAUUCAACAUCCUAUUGAUUCUCAAGUUACAAUGAGUGAGUUUCCAGCAGCUCAGCCAUUGUAUGAUGAACGAUCUUUGAAUUUGUCAGAAAAGGAAGUACUGGAUCUCUUUGAAAAAAUGAUGGAAGACAUGAACCUUAAUGAAGACCGUAAAGCUCCUUUACGAAACAAAGAUUUUACCACCAAGCGUGAGAUGGUUGUCCAGUACAUAUCUGCUACUGCCAAAUCUAUAGUUGGAAGUAAAGUUAUGGGAGGGUUGAAGAACAGCAAACAUGAAUGUACCUUGUCUUCACAAGAAUAUGUUCAUGAAUUACGAUCUGGUAUUUCAGAUGAGAAACUUCUUAACUGCCUUGAAUCUCUGAGGGUUUCUUUAACCAGCAAUCCUGUGAGCUGGGUUAACAACUUUGGCCAUGAAGGUCUUGGACUCUUAUUGGAUGUUCUGGAAAAGCUUCUGGACAAGAAACAGCAAGAAAAUAUAGACAAGAAGAAUCAGUAUAAACUUAUUCAGUGUCUCAAAGCAUUUAUGAAUAAUAAGUUUGGACUGCAAAGAAUUCUAGGAGAUGAAAGGAGUCUUUUGCUAUUGGCAAGAGCAAUUGAUCCCAAACAACCCAACAUGAUGACUGAAAUAGUAAAAAUACUUUCUGCUAUAUGCAUUGUUGGAGAAGAAAACAUUCUAGAUAAACUUCUAGGGGCUAUAACUACAGCAGCAGAAAGAAAUAAUAGGGAACGAUUUUCACCAAUUGUGGAAGGAUUAGAAAAUCAUGAAGCUUUGCAAUUACAGGUGGCCUGCAUGCAGUUUAUAAAUGCCCUUGUCACUUCACCUUAUGAGCUUGAUUUUAGAAUACAUUUAAGGAAUGAAUUCCUACGUUCAGGACUAAAAACAAUGUUACCAGAUCUAAAGGAGAAAGAGAAUGAUGAGCUUGAUAUUCAGUUGAAAGUAUUUGAUGAGAACAAAGAAGAUGACCUAAAUGAAUUAUCACACCGUCUCAAUGAUAUUCGAGCAGAAAUGGAUGAUAUGAAUGAAGUGUAUCAUCUUCUAUACAACAUGUUGAAGGACACUGCUGCUGAAAAUUACUUAUUAUCCAUUCUACAACAUUUUUUGCUCAUCAGAAAUGAUUAUUAUAUCAGGCCACAGUAUUACAAAAUAAUUGAGGAGUGCGUUUCACAGAUAGUGCUGCACUGCAGUGGUAUGGACCCGGAUUUCAAGUAUAGGCAAAGAUUAGAUGUUGAUUUCACGCAUCUGAUAGAUUCUUGUGUGAACAAGGCAAAAGUUGAAGAAAGUGAACAAAAAGCAGUGGAAUUUUCAAAGAAGUUUGAUGAAGAAUUUACAGCUCGACAGGAAGCUCAAGCUGAGCUUCAAAGAAGAGAAGAAAAAAUUAAAGAGCUUGAAACAGAAAUCCAGCAACUUCGAGCCCAGGGACAUGGACUCUCAGGUUCAUCAGGAAUUCCAGGCCCUCCUCCACCACCUCUAUUGCCAGGUGGUGGGUCAUCCCCACCACCACCACCACCACCUCCACCAGCACCACCGCUACCUGGAGGAGCUCUCCCUCCUCCUCCACCUCCUUUACCUGGAAUGAUUGGCAUACCACCACCACCACCUUUGCUUGGGGGACCUCCUCCUCCAUUUCCCCUUGGAGGAGGAAUUCCUCCUUUCCCAGAAGUACCUCUUGAUCUGCCUUAUGGGAUGAAGCAGAAAAAAUUAUAUAAACCUGAGGUGCCUAUGAAGAGAAUCAAUUGGUCAAAGAUUGAACCCAAAGAACUAUCUGAGAACUGUUUCUGGUUAAAAGUUAAGGAGGACAAAUUUGAAAAUCCAGAUCUCUUUGCAAAAUUGGCACUGAAUUUUGCUACCCAGAUGAAAGUUCAAAAGAAUGUAGAAGCUUCAGAAGAAAAGAAGAUCCUGCCUGCAAAGAAGAAAGUGAAAGAAUUGAGAAUUUUGGAUCCCAAAACAGCCCAGAAUCUGUCUAUUUUCCUAGGAUCAUAUCGUAUGCCAUAUGAAGAUAUAAAAAAUAUUAUUCUGGAGGUUAAUGAAGACAUGCUGAAUGAAGCCUUAAUUCAGAACCUUGUAAAACAUCUUCCAGAGCAGAAAGUACUCAGUGAAUUAGCACAGCUGAGGAAUGAAUAUCAUGACCUCUGUGAGCCCGAGCAAUUUGGAGUUGUGAUGAGCUCAGUGAAAAUGUUGCAACCUCGUCUCAAAAACAUUCUUUUCAAGCUCACAUUUGAAGAGCAUGUAAACAACAUCAAACCAAGUAUCAUAGCAGUAACUCUUGCCUGUGAAGAGCUGAAGAAAAGUGAAAGCUUUAACAGACUUUUAGAGUUAGUUCUUUUGGUUGGAAAUUACAUGAACUCAGGCUCAAGAAAUGCCCAGUCUUUGGGUUUUAAAAUCAACUUCCUUUGUAAGAUCAGAGAUACUAAGUCAGCAGAUCAAAAAACAACCCUCUUGCAUUUUAUUGCUGAAAUUUGUGAGGAAAAAUACCGUGAUAUCCUGAAAUUUCCUGAAGAACUGGAACAUGUAGAAAGUGCAAGCAAAGUUUCAGCUCAAAUUCUCAAGAGCAACCUUACAGCAAUGGAACAACAAAUUAUUAAUCUGGAACGUGACAUCAAGAAAUUCCCCGAAACAGAAAAUCAACAUGAUAAGUUUGUGGAGAAGAUGACAAGCUUUACAAAGAGUGCCAGAGACCAGUAUGAAAAACUGUUCACCAUGCACAAUAACAUGCUAAAGCUCUAUGAGAAUCUUGGAGAAUACUUUAUUUUUGACUCUAAGACAGUGAGCAUCGAAGAGUUCUUUGGUGAUCUCAGCAACUUCCGAACUUUGUUUCUGGAAGCAGUGAAAGAAAACAACAAGAGAAAAGAAAUGGAAGAGAAGACAAGGAGGGCAAAGCUUGCAAAAGAGAAAGCUGAACAAGAAAAGUUAGAACGCCAGAAGAAAAAGAAACAACUCAUUGAUAUAAACAAAGAGGGUGAUGAGACUGGUGUGAUGGAUAAUCUUCUAGAAGCCCUACAAUCAGGCGCAGCAUUCCGAGACCGCAGAAAGCGAAUUCCAAGGAAUCCAGAUAACAGACGAGUACCUUUGGAAAGGUCACGCUCUCGCCACAAUGGAGCUGUCUCAUCUAAGUGAAUCCUGAUGCCAAAGAAUAUGAAAAUAUUUAAGUAAACAAAAUCAUACAUUUUGAGAAAAACAAAAUAUCCACUCAAGGGAUAGAGAAUAAAUUAAUGCAUUUCUUCAAGGAUCAAGCUAAGCUGGGUGAAAUAGCAUGUAUUUGUAUUUGUAAAGCUAUUGCAAGAUGCCUCUCACAAUUAUACUAAUCCAAACACAGUUACAAGGAUUAUAAAACAUGUGUUCCAUUUUAGUGUAAAGAUGUGUAUUAUUUGUUCUUGUGUGUGACCUGAUGAUAAUGAUGAAAUGUAUAUGAAAUUCAAAAACAUUCAGUCUGUCAAAAAAUUACAAUGUUAAUCAAAUUUGCAGGUCACCCCCCCCAAAAAAAGGAAUAGAAAGAAUUAUUCAAUAUCUGCUUCUGAUUCCUGUGACAUAGAAAAAGAAAAGGCCAAUGAAAAUGUGUGUAUUAAUGAUUUGGAGAGGUACUCUGUAAGACAAGCCAUUUUGGAAGCUAAAAAAAAGUACUGCUUCAACCCUAUGAAUUUAUUUAGAAUCUUACUCAAGUGAAAGCUGAUGGAUUCAUCUGCUUUGGCUGAAAUUAAACUUAACAUUAAUCUAGAGUUUCAGUAUGAUGUUGCAGGCACUUAUCUUUGCUAAAAAUAAACCAGAGUUUAACAGAAGCAGUUAGAGAAAGUGACUUAAACUUUAUUUAAAGAGGUAUUUUCUAAUUACGCACAUAUAUCUACUUUAUACAAAUACCAUAUGACUAUUUUUUGAGAAAAACCUCACAUUUUAAUGUUUAUUCUGGGAUGAACCUGAAUAUUCUGUUACCUUUAUUAAGAUUUUUUAAAGGUAAAUAUUGAUUCCUGUUCUCUGUGGUUAUUUCUUCUAUUGCUUCUUUCUCCCAUGACCCCCAUGAAAGCAGGGAAUAGAGUUUCUAAAAGACCUGAGAGGAAAAAGAUUUCUCUCUGCAGGCAGCAGAAAACUGUCUGAAAGGUCAACUGUUUUAUCUCCCUUUCUAUACCCCUUUCCAAUUCUGCUGUGGUGGUCUGAAGAAGAAAAAAAUUAUAUGUAUGUAUGUGUAUAUAAGUAUAUGUUUAUAUCUCCUACUACAGUAAUUCCACAUCCCAGUAACUAAGUGAACUUCUCAAUCAUCAUCAUACUUACUUACCUUAUAUUAACAAAUUAAAAUGAUGCUGCCAAAACAACCCUAUAUUUUUCUUAAAUAGAUGAAGGCAUAGAAGUUAAACUUAACUUUCUUGUCUAUUACUUUAAAAUAUGCAUUGAAAUAUUGUGGUAUAACUUCUCUGGAGUGUAAUCUUAAAACUAACCCAUGCAGAUGAUUGUCAUUACUGUAAAAAAUUUCUUAUAUGUAUAUUUCUUACAUAGAAGAUCCUAUUUCUACUUCUCCAGAGUACAUUAUAGAUAUUCAGAAAGAACAAACGACUGGCUUGGCAAGUCAUCAUCUGAAAUAAUGUAAACAAGUGACCAGUGAUUCAGUCUCCUUUAAAUAGAUGUAUACUGUGCUACCUUUUCCUCCAGUGCAUUCUUACUUGGGCAUGAUAUUUGAAAAAUCUCUGAAGCUGCUAAAAUAGAGAUCAAAAAGAAUAACAGUAUCUGAGAUUUUACAGUUUUAUCCUAUCUUAAGAUACACAUAGGCAUACACAAACAAGUUUGAGGGACAUAACAAUUUCAUACACUUUUUCUUAACAACAAAGAUACACAAAUUUAUGUAAGUAAUUAAUGUGUGUAUUUUUGACUUAACAUAAUCUUUUCUGAAAUCUUUAUGGUAUGGCCUGAGUCCUUUAGUAGCCUUUCAGGCUGUAGGAAAGUGAUAUUUUGAAAUAUCAAUCCUGACUAAAAUUUAGGGGCAUUUGCCAUGCCAUAUUAUCAAGAUGGUCAGAAAAAAAAAAGAUGGUCAGGAAAGAAAUAUUGAUGUGUAUCACCUCUUCAAGAUGUGAAUUUGCCUUAUUUUUUGGUUUGUGAAAAGAAUGAAAUACUAUUAUUGCUAAAUUAUAUAUUUGUAUCUGGACAAAUCCCACAAUGUUUUCACAACAGUAGGGAACCUUUCAGGGUCUUUCAUGAAAUUCCAAUAAUUGAGUUAAAGGAUUUGCUUCCCAGAGUUAUAAUAGUCCUGCUUUAGCCAUUUGCAAUUUUGUUUGAGAUUGAAAAUUAUCACCAAAGAAGUACAUAGUAAUAUUUUUAGUAUAGAACCAAAUUAUACUGAAGUCUUUUGUUAGGUUUUUUACUGCCACAGUGAGAAGCACCAAUUUAUGCAGAUUUUCUUCAGGAUGAUUUUUAAAAAUACAAAGUCCUUAAAAUGUUUAUUA